AUGGGCGCAUUACAACAGACAUUCCAAUAUAUAAAGGACGAUGAAGGUAAUCCCUCACACUUCAUCCCAUCAUCUUUCUUCUCUUUGUGCUGGGUAGUUAACAGUUGGGAAACCAUGGCUGCUGCCUGUCCAUUGUUGGCUGCCUCCUUGCUUUUAUGUUCAUUGCUCGUCAUUGCUUCUGCAAAUGACUAUGGUGUUUAUGUUUCAUCCAAAACACAAGCUUAUGAUUAUGGUACUGCAAAGCCGGUCAACCAACAACAGCUAGAAAAGGAGGGGAACCCUGGUUAUGGAAGUAAGCCUAAUGUCUAUGAAUCGCAGCCAGAAGAGAAGGGAAAGCCAUUGCUGGAAGCAACAGCAAGUAUCGGUUACAGCACAGAAUCAGUUUACCAACCACAGACGGAGAAGCCGGUGACGGGAAUGGAAGAACAACCUGAUUAUAGCACUAAGCCAAACAAACCACAGCCAGAAGAGACAGGAAAGUCUAGUUAUAGCACAAAACCAGCCUAUCAGCUACAACCAGAGAAGCCAGAGUCAAAACAAGAAGAAAAGCCUGAUUAUGGCACCAAGCCAUAUUACUAUAAACCACAGCCAGGUCAAGAGAAAGAAAAGCCAAUGCCAGAAGAGACAGAAAAGUCUGGUUAUAGCACAAAACCAGUCUAUCAACCACAACAAGGAAAGCCAGAGUCAAAGCAGGAAGAAAAGCCUGAUUAUGGAACAAAGCCAAAUUACUAUAAACCACAGCCAGAAGACAAGGAAAAACCAAUGCCUGAAGAGACAGAAAAGCCAGGUUAUAGCACAAAACCAGCCUAUCAACCACAACCAGAAAAGCCAGAGUCAAAGCAGGAAGAAAAGCCUGAUUAUGGCACCAAGCCAUAUUACUACAAACCACAGCCAGGUCAAGAGAAAGAGAAGCCAAUGCCAGAAGAGACAGAAAAGCCUGGUUAUAGCACAAAACCAGUCUAUCAACCACAACAAGGAAAGCCAGAGUCAAAGAAGGAAGAAAAGCCUGAUUAUGGAACAAAGCCAAAUUACUAUAAACCACGGCCAGAAGACAUGGAAAAACCAAUGCCAGAAGAGACCGAAAAGCCUAGCUACAGCACGAAACCAAUCUACCAACCACAAACAGAAAAUGAAGAAAAGCCUGAUCACGGCGCUAAAAAUGACUUCUACCAGCAGCAACCAGAAGACAAAGAAAACCCAAAGUUAGAAAAUGAAGAACACCCUAAUUACAACGCAAACCCAGCCACGGAUUCCUACAAACCAAAACCUGAAGUUCUUCCCAUUGGUGUUGAAGGGCUUGUUUUAUGUAAAUCAGGUCCCAAGUAUUACCCAAUUCGAGGAGCUUUGACAAGGAUAACGUGUUUAACUGUUGACGAAAAUGGGUACGAGAAGACUCACUCGGUUUGCAGCGGUGAAACUGAUGAAAAGGGUUACUUCUUAGCGAGAUUGUUUUCUUCAGGCCUUGACGAGGCCCAUCUGUUGAGCGAGCUCAGAGAUUGUAAGGCGUUCCUUGAAAGCUCUCCGUUGGAGACCUGCAACGUUCCCGUUGAUGUCAACAAAGGCAUUAGUGGCGCUCCGCUUUCUGGGUUCCGAGUUCUCCAUCACAUGGGGAUGAAGCUUUUCUCCGUCGGAUCUUUCUUCUUCACCCCUCAACUUACUCCGGUUCCUAAUGGUUAUUAA
Messenger RNA from Hibiscus syriacus, 1680 nucleotides. RefSeq names its product adhesive plaque matrix protein-like. The coding region runs from base 1 to 1680 and encodes 559 amino acids. NCBI's taxonomy places the organism in Eukaryota, Viridiplantae, Streptophyta, Magnoliopsida, Malvales, Malvaceae. The record is from RefSeq and is a predicted model, not a curated record. The transcript has 2 exons.